This is a messenger RNA of Phragmites australis (common reed), 1782 nucleotides long. Its product is annotated as protein PEP-RELATED DEVELOPMENT ARRESTED 1 homolog, chloroplastic-like. Lineage: Eukaryota; Viridiplantae; Streptophyta; Magnoliopsida; Poales; Poaceae. Gene Ontology annotation, biological process: regulation of DNA-templated transcription. The record is from RefSeq and is a predicted model, not a curated record. Gene Ontology annotation, cellular component: chloroplast nucleoid. The transcript is spliced from 9 exons. The coding region runs from base 82 to 1206 and encodes 374 amino acids.
UUCCGAUAAACCCCGAAAAAAAACCCCAGCGCAUCAUCCACUCCUCCCUCCCUAGCUUCCCCAAGGCCCAAGCAAAAAUCCAUGGCGCUUCUCCGCCUCUCCCCUGCCAUCCUCUUCUUCCCGCGCUGGCCCGCGUCCCACCUCCACCCACGGGUCCCCUCCCGCCCAACCCUCGUUUGCCUCGCGGCGACGCCUAAGGUGCCCCUCCCCAUCGCCUCGCCUGCCUCCCUUGGGGACGACCCCAGCAAGUGGGACCCCGCCGAGUGUGACGCCCUCCUCCGCGGUGGCGAGCAGGUCGCCUCCGUGCUCCAGGAGAUGCUCACGCUGAUGGAGGACAUUGAGACGGAUGGUGCUUUUGAGCCGGUGGCUGUGGAGCUGGUGGCCCAAGGAGUUAUUGGGAAGAGGGUCGAUGAGAUGGAGUCAGGCUUUCUUAUGGCACUUGAUUACAUGAUACAGCUCGCACAAAAAGAUGCAGAUGAUGAGCGCAAGUCUCUACUUGAGGUAAUUAAGCAGACAGUGCUAGACCAUCUGACAAAGAAAUGCCCUCCACAUGUUCAGGUUGUUGGACUCCUCUGCCAGACUGAAAAGAAAGAGAGCAGGCAUGAAUUGUUGCGCCGUGUAGCUGCUGGUGGAGGUGUGUUUAAGAACGAUAAAGGUCUUAAGUGCCAAAUUCCUGGGGCAAAUCUUAAUGACAUUGCAAACCAGGCAGAUGAUCUAGUGGAGUCAAUGGAAUCCAGGGACACCAUUCCCGAUCGAAAACUUCUUGCAAGGCUAGUUAUAGUAAGAGAGGAAGCUCGAAAUAUGAUGGGAGGUGGCCUAUUAGACGAAAGAAAUGAUCGUGGUUUGACUACUCUCCCUGAGGCAGAGGUGAACUUUUUGAGCAAGCUCGUUGCUCUUAAACCUGGGAAGGCAUUGGAGAGGAUGAUCAUGGAUGUUAUGCAUGGCAAAGGGGAAGGUACUGAUAACAUUGAACAAUCGAAUGUUGAGUCGCAUUCUGAGCAGGAUCAUCUAACUGGAGUAUCUGGAAUGAUUCAGCGAAGUGUAUCAGGCCGCAAACCACGGCCAGUCCGCCCUGGAAUGUUCCUUGAGACUGUUUCCAAGGUCCUCGGUGGCGUAUAUGCAAGUAACACAUCUGGCAUUACAGCUCAACAUCUAGAAUGGGUACAUCGAACAACACUAAAAAUUCUUGAGGAAAUGGCCUUCUAGCGUCUUUAUCGGGGAUUCACUGUUAUUUAUAAACAUUUGUUGGAGUCUUGUGAACAAAAGGAUCACACUACACCAAGUUAUGAACCCUUUUCUCCAUACCGAAUUUACUGGUGCGUGACAAGUGGUUCAAAGAUUUACAUACCUUGAGUGGUCAUGAAUCUUUUGGUUGAGAAGUGAAGCAGAAGAAAUGAUAAGCGGACACCUAAAGGCCAAAGAUUACUCAUGGGAAGAAUGUGCUGUCGCCAUGUGCAGUCCAGAAGUAAGUUACAAGUUUGUGAAUCGUAUGACCAAAUGGUUCAAUUGAUCUUGAGUUCAGCUUUUUUUCCAAGUGCUGCUGGCAGAGGUGCAUAAUCAAUCAAGUUGCACUUGACAAUUGACCUGCUAGACCGAAGCUCUAAUGCAAGUGAGUCAUGAUACUCAUACUGGGCAUCACCCUUGUUUCGACUUUGACUAUAAAAUGAGGGUGGUUUUAAGAGGAUAGAUUGAAGGAUGGCUUUCCUCCUGAACGCCAGCUAUGAUUGUACAAAUACUUCUAUGUUAUAUUUUGAGUAAGUUUUACAGGGGCUGCUAGGUUAA